Messenger RNA from Papaver somniferum (opium poppy), 3791 nucleotides. RefSeq names its product DNA topoisomerase 1-like. Gene Ontology annotation, biological process: DNA topological change. Gene Ontology annotation, molecular function: DNA topoisomerase type I (single strand cut, ATP-independent) activity; DNA binding. NCBI's taxonomy places the organism in Eukaryota, Viridiplantae, Streptophyta, Magnoliopsida, Ranunculales, Papaveraceae. The record is from RefSeq and is a predicted model, not a curated record. The transcript has 22 exons. Bases 73 to 3468 code for a protein of 1131 amino acids. Gene Ontology annotation, cellular component: chromosome.
UUUUCUUCUUCUGAGAAACUCCAUAACUCUCAUGGCUUAUGCGUAUCUAUUAACUUGUAGAAGUGUUUUUUAAUGGCGCUUCAAAUUCCUAAAUUGUUUUCUGUAUCUACUUACUCGUACUGUAACAUUUCAAGCUCCUCUCAGCUUGCUAUCAUGUUGCAGUGCAGGACGUUGCAGAGCUUCCCUGGCGCUUGCUCACUAUAUUCAGAGUUUGGUGGUAGCUGUAAAUAUCGAAAAUAUACUCAGCUUAAAUCGAGGACGCCAGUGGAAAGAUGUAAGGUCCCUAAGGGUCAAUUUAAAGACCUAAUUCUCCAACGAGAUUGUGUUAUUAGGCCACUUAGUGAAGGAUAUAUGCAGGGGUUUGGUGUAACUAACCGGACUCCAUUAGGAGUUGGCUUUCCUUGUACCAUGAAACAUAUCACUAGUAGAUAUUCAGAUAGAAAUUUUGUUAAUUGUGCAAGUAGGAAAUUUACAACAUGUAAAGCCUUACGAAAAUCAGAGGCGGGAACAGAAUUGAUGACUAUAAAUGACAAGAAGAAAAAGACAUCUGUGGUUUCUGACGGCAGUUUGGAAGGAGCAUCGCAGGUUGAUGCUCCUAGUCAGCUUGCUAAAAAGAGUCCUAGCAAGACUGCAAAAUCAGCAAAGGAUGCAAAAAGUGAAUCUGCGAAAAAGAGCGCUGUGAAUGCCAGAAAGGUAGUAAAGAAAGUCUCCGUGUCAAAGUCCAAGGACAAGGUUCCUAAAAUUCAGAUGGAUAAAGUUUCAAAACUAGCUUCUCGAGCAAAGAAAGUGAAUGGUUUAGAUCCUGCAAUAUCUUCUGUGACUUCUGGAAAAAGUCUUCUGGUGGGUGAGGAACCUUUGCUAGUAGUCAGUGAUUCUUCGGUAACAGAUCAUCAGAAGAAGACGUCUGGGAAAUCUACCAAUAAGAGGAAGCCCAAGGAGACGAAAGUUCCGACGAAGUCAAAUAAAGUUCCAACAAAACAAAGUUGUAAUCCAGUUCUUGUUGAGGUAAACCAAAACUGUGCAGGAACAACAAUUGGGCCUUUAUAUCCCCCAGCCGGGAAAUCUGUUGUGGUAGUGGAGUCUUUCACCAAGGCCAAAAAUAUUCAACGCUACCUUGGAGAUAUGUACAAAGUCCUGCCUAGCUUUGGCCAUGUGAGAGACUUGGCUGGCAGGUCGGGGUCGGUACGGCCUGAUGAUGAUUUCAGUGUGGUUUGGGAGGUUCCUUCUGAUGCCUUGCCUCACCUUAAGAACAUUAAAGAUGCACUAAAGGGAGCAGAUAAUCUUAUCCUUGCAUCUGAUCCUGAUCGGGAGGGAGAGGCAAUUGCUUGGCACAUCAUCGAGAUGUUGCAGCAGCAGAAAGCAAUACAUAACAAAAUGACUGUAGCAAGGGUAGUGUUUCAUGAGAUAACCGAGGAGUCUAUCAAAAGUGCAAUGAAGGCUCCAAGAGAUAUCGAUACACACUUGAUUCAUGCUUAUCUUGCACGUCGUGUACUGGACUACUUGAUUGGGUUUAGCAUUUCACCUCUUUUAUGGAGGAAGCUACCUGGCUGCCAGUCAGCUGGGCGAGUCCAGUCUGCAGCUUUGGCUAUCAUAUGUGACAGAGAAAAGGAAAUUGAUGAAUUUAAAUCACAGGAGUAUUGGACUGUUGAAGUUCAAUUUAAGAAAAUGGAGCUAGGAAAGGCCUUUUGCUUUCCAUCCCACUUGACCCAUCUUGAAUCCAAAAAGCUAGAGCAGCUUUCAAUCAUCUCCCAAGCAGAAGCAGAGAAAAUCAAACAGAAGACGAGUACAACCAGGUUUAAAGUGGUAAACUUAAAAAGAAGCAAAACACGCAGAAAUCCUCCAGCGCCGUAUAUAACAUCAACUCUUCAGCAGGAUGCUGCAAAUAAAUUACAUUUUACUGCCCAGUAUACUAUGAAGUUGGCUCAGAAGCUGUAUGAGGGAAUUUCAAUAUCGAACGAUGAGUCAACUGGGUUGAUAACAUAUAUGAGAACAGAUGGUAUGCAUGUUUCUGACAAAGCUGCAGAGGAUAUAUGCUCUUUGGUCAAAGAAAGGUAUGGGAGGGAUUUUGCAUCAGAGAGCGGUCGUACAUAUUUUAAGAAGGUCAAAAACGCUCAAGAGGCACAUGAAGCCAUCAGGCCCACCAACAUAAGAAGGUUCCCAUCAAGCCUCUCUGGAGUACUUGACGAAGAUUCCUUGAAGCUGUACACUCUUGUAUGGUCUCGAACAAUGGCAUGCCAAAUGGAGCCGAUGAUAAUUGAUCAGGUACAAGUGGAUAUUGGGGAUGCUGGAAAUUCCUUGGUUUUUAGAUCAACAUCUUCAAAAGUUGAGUUUUCUGGGUACCAAGCAGUCUACAAGGAUCCAGAAGCUGCAGCCAUUGGCAAUAAAGAUAAGGAAGGGAGUGCUCAUGAGGAGAUUUUCAAUAUUCUUUUUGCCUUAAAGUCAGGAGACUUUUUAGAUCCCGGACAAGUGGAACUCAAGCAGCACCAUACUCAACCUCCUUCACGAUAUUCUGAAGGCUCCUUGGUUAAAAAGAUGGAAGACCUUGGCAUUGGAAGACCUUCUACAUAUGCUAGCACCAUAAAAACUUUACAGGAUAGGAAGUAUCUGACAGUGAAGAGUCGAAUACUAAAUCCAGAAUUUCGGGGUCGAAUGGUGUCAGCUUUUCUCUCCCACCAUUUCUCAGAGGUCACAGACUAUGGUUUUACUGCCGAUAUGGAGACUGAGCUUGACAAUGUUUCUGCUGGGAUUACUGAAUGGAAACGACUCCUGAAGAAUUACUGGGAAAGAUUCAGCUCAUAUUGUGAGCAAGCUGGUAAAGUUGACAUUCGGCAGGUAGAGAAAAAUUUGGAGGGAACAUUUGAAGAUUUCUUGUUUGCUUCUCUUCCUGACGGAAGCAGGACGUGCCCUAGUUGUCAGACAGGCACUUUGAGCUUCAAAGUCAGUAGAUACGGCGAGGGUUAUUUUAUAGGAUGCGACCAGCAUCCAAAAUGCAAGUACAUAGCGAAGACAAUGUACGGUGAAGAUGAAGAAGGGGUUACUCAGGGCUCAAACAUGUUGUCUGAACCAAAAUUGCUUGGUCUCAAGCCUGGAUCAAAUGACAAGAUACUUUUGAAGAAUGGACCUUAUGGAGUAUAUGUUCAGCUUGGUGAAGAUAGGAAAGGACACUCGCCAAAAAGAGCUUCUGUUUCUAAGAUUAAGGGUGUAGAUUCUAUCACCUUAGACGAAGCUCUGGAGUUGCUACGUUACCCUAUAACAUUGGGAAAUCAUCCGGAGGAUGGCCAGCCCAUUGAACUAAAACUUGGGAAAUUUGGAUUUACAGUCAAACAUAGACGCACCUACGCUUCAGUACCGAAGAGCAUGGAUCCUAAGGAUGUUUCGCUGGAAGAUGCAUUGAAUCUUUUGUCGAGUAAAGAUACUAGACAAAGUGGUCGGCCAAAACGUAAGCAAGGACUAAAAGAAGCGGAGUAGGAGAUUCUAAAGGUGGUUAUUUUUUGGGGAGCUGCCUCCCAUAGUUAUCCACUAAAAAUGUAUAUAAGCAAUUUUCAGUUCUUUCUUUGCAUUAAUUUUCACCGCAUUCAUUCUUAUGGAAAAAAAAAAUCAUUCAUGGUGUAGACUGUAGAGAAAAAGAGAGUUCCGGUCAGGUUAUAGAAACAAACAAUAUUCAUUUUACUUUCUUUGUUUUGAGAUGGAAGCGAUCAGAAUCAUUUGGAAACCAUAACUGGAUUUGUAUAUGAUGCCCAUUUUGAUCAGCUACCUCAUUCAUUUCCAUUAAUAAUUUCUUAUUGGAAAAA